Loxodonta africana (African savanna elephant) is the source of this 7854-nucleotide messenger RNA. It is a transcript of the gene VIRMA, whose product is annotated as vir like m6A methyltransferase associated. Lineage: Eukaryota; Metazoa; Chordata; Mammalia; Proboscidea; Elephantidae. Bases 186 to 5624 code for a protein of 1812 amino acids. The transcript has 24 exons. Gene Ontology annotation, cellular component: RNA N6-methyladenosine methyltransferase complex. The record is from RefSeq and is a predicted model, not a curated record. Gene Ontology annotation, molecular function: RNA binding.
GAUUUCGGGCAGCUGGGCGCCUUACGGUAGGCCGAGGUUUGCAGCGCAAGCGCGCAGGGCGGCGGAAGUGCUGUCGUUUCUCCGUCUCCUGAGCCGUUGUCGUUUCUCCCUCUCCUGAGCCGCUGUCGCCGAGGUUGUAGCACACUGCCCCGGAAGUCUUCCCCCUGCCCCCGCCCGCUGCAAACAUGGCGGUGGACUCGGCGAUGGAGCUGCUAUUUUUAGAUACUUUUAAGCACCCGAGCGCUGAGCAAAGCUCUCAUAUAGAUGUGGUUCGUUUUCCAUGUGUGGUUUACAUUAAUGAAGUCCGCGUCAUACCUCCAGGAGUAAGAGCCCACAGCAGCCUGCCUGACAGUAGAGCGUAUGGGGAGACUUCUCCGCAUACAUUUCAGUUAGAUUUAUUCUUCAACAAUGUAAGCAAACCAAGUGCCCCAGUUUUCGAUAGGUUGGGAAGCCUGGAGUAUGAUGAGAAUACUUCCAUCAUCUUUAGACCCAACUCAAAGGUGAAUACCGAUGGUUUGGUGCUAAGAGGCUGGUAUAACUGUCUGACACUGGCAAUAUAUGGAUCGGUUGAUAGAGUGAUAAGUCACGAUAGAGACUCUCCACCACCACCACCUCCACCUCCACCUCCUCCCCAGCCACAGCCAAAUUUGAAAAGGAAUCCAAAACAUGCUGAUGGAGAGAAAGAAGAUCAGUUUAAUGGAAGUCCCCCAAGGCCACAGCCAAGGGGACCAAGGACUCCUCCAGGACCCCCUCCACCUGAUGAUGAUGAAGACGACCCCAUUCCUGUGUCAGUGUCAGGUGACACAGAAGAGGAUGCUGCUCAUAGAGAAGACUACUUUGAGCCAAUUUCUCCUGAUGGGAAUUCUGUUCCCCAGGAAGGUCAGUAUUCUGAUGAAGGAGAAGUGGAAGAGGAACAGCAAGAAGAAGGAGAAGAUGAUGAAGAUGAUGUGGAUGUAGAGGAAGAGGAAGAUGAGGAUGAGGAUGAUCGUCAUACAGUAGACAGUGUCCCUGAGGAGGAAGAGGAGGAUGAAGAGGAAGAAGGUGAAGAGGAUGAAGAAGGUGAAGGGGAUGAUGGUUAUGAACAAAUUUCCAGUGAUGAAGAUGGAAUUGCUGACUUGGAACGUGAAACAUUUAAGUAUCCGAACUUUGAUGUUGAAUACACUGCUGAAGAUUUAGCUUCAGUUCCUCCUAUGACAUAUGAUCCAUAUGACAGAGAACUUGUACCACUUUUAUACUUCAGCUGUCCAUACAAGACUACUUUUGAAAUUGAAGUCAGUAGAAUGAAGGAUCAAGGUCCAGAUAAAGAAAAUUCAGGGGCAAUAGAGGCCUCAGUGAAGUUAACUGAAUUGUUAGAUUUGUAUCGAGAAGAUAGAGGUGCAAAAUGGGUAACAGCUUUAGAAGAAAUUCCAAGUUUAAUAAUAAAGGGAUUAAGUUAUUUGCAAUUGAAAAACACAAAACAAGACUCUCUUGGCCAGCUGAUAGACUGGACUAUGCAAGCAUUAAAUUUACAAGUUGCCCUUCGCCAACCCAUUGCCUUAAAUGUCCGACAGCUCAAAGCUGGGACCAAAUUAGUCUCCUCACUGGCAGAAUGUGGGGCUCAAGGAGUCGUGGGACUGCUACAAGCAGGAGUGAUCAGUGGACUAUUUGAGCUCCUGUUUGCUGAUCAUGUCUCAUCUUCCCUUAAGUUAAAUGCUUUUAAAGCUUUGGACAGUGUCAUUAGUAUGACAGAAGGAAUGGAAGCUUUUUUAAGAGGUAGGCAGAAUGAAAAAAGUGGCUAUCAAAAACUUUUGGAGCUCAUACUUCUAGAUCAGACUGUGAGAGUUGUCACUGCUGGUUCAGCUAUCCUUCAGAAAUGCCAUUUCUAUGAAAUCUUGUCAGAAAUUAAAAGACUUGGUGACCAUUUAGCAGAGAAGACGUCAUCUGUUCCUAAUCACGGUGAACCUGAUCAUGACACAGAUACCGGACUUGAGAGAACAAACCCAGAAUAUGAAAAUGAGGUGGAGGCCUCCAUGGAUAUAGAUCUUUUGGAAUCCUCAAAUAUAAGUGAAGGGGAAAUUGAAAAGCUGAUUAACCUCCUAGAAGAAGUUUUUCAUUUAAUGGAAACUGCACCUCAUACGAUGGUCCAACCUCCUGUUAAGUCUUUCCCAACAAUGGCACGUAUUACUGGACCUCCAGAGAGGGAUGACCCAUACCCUGUUCUCUUCAGGUAUCUUCACAGUCAUCACUUCCUGGAGUUGGUUACCUUGCUUCUGUCAAUUCCUGUAACAAGUGCUCAUCCUGGUGUGCUGCAAGCCACAAAAGAUGUUUUAAAGUUUCUCGCACAAUCACAGAAAGGUCUUCUUUUUUUUAUGUCAGAAUAUGAAGCAACAAAUUUGUUGAUCAGAGCUCUAUGUCACCUUUAUGAUCAAGAUGAAGACGAAGGUCUCCAGUCUGAUGGUAUUAUCGAUGAUGCAUUUGCCUUGUGGCUACAGGAUUCAACACAAACGUUGCAGUGUAUUACAGAACUGUUCACCCAUCUUCAGCGUUGUACAGCCAGUGAAGAAACUGACCAUUCCGAUCUCUUGGGAACCCUUCACAAUCUUUACUUGAUUACUUUUAAUCCUGUGGGAAGAUCAGCUGUUGGCCAUGUUUUCAGUCUUGAGAAAAAUCUCCAAAGUCUUAUUACUCUAAUGGAGUACUAUUCCAAAGAAGCCUUAGGUGACUCCAAGUCUAAGAAGUCAGUGGCUUAUAAUUAUGCAUGCAUACUUAUUUUGGUGGUGGUUCAGUCUUCCAGUGAUGUCCAAAUGCUAGAACAACAUGCAGCAUCUCUCUUGAAGCUUUGUAAAGCAGAUGAAAAUAAUGCUAAAUUGCAAGAACUUGGCAAGUGGCUUGAACCUCUGAAAAACCUUAGAUUUGAAAUUAACUGCAUACCAAACCUAAUUGAGUAUGUUAAACAGAAUAUUGAUAACUUGAUGACCCCAGAAGGAGUUGGUCUUACCACUGCACUACGUGUUCUCUGUAAUGUGGCAUGCCCACCACCUCCUGUUGAAGGUCAGCAGAAAGACCUGAAAUGGAAUCUUGCUGUAAUUCAGCUUUUUUCUGCUGAAGGAAUGGACACCUUUAUUCGGGUUCUGCAAAAAUUGAACAGUAUUCUGACUCAGCCGUGGAGGCUCCAUGUCAACAUGGGGACUACUCUUCACAGAGUUACUACUAUUUCAAUGGCUCGCUGCACACUCACUCUUCUUAAAACUAUGUUAACGGAACUCCUGAGAGGUGGAUCCUUUGAGUUUAAGGACAUGCGUGUUCCCUCAGCACUUGUUACUUUACACAUGCUCCUGUGCUCUAUCCCCCUCUCAGGUCGUUUGGAUAGUGAUGAACAGAAAAUUCAGAAUGAUAUCAUUGAUAUCUUACUGACUUUUACACAAGGAGUUAAUGAAAAACUCACAAUCUCAGAAGAGACUCUGGCCAAUAAUACUUGGUCUUUAAUGUUAAAAGAAGUUCUUUCUUCAAUCUUGAAGGUUCCUGAAGGAUUUUUUUCUGGACUUAUACUCCUUUCAGAGCUGCUGCCUCUUCCAUUGCCCAUGCAAACAACUCAGGUUAUUGAGCCACAUGAUAUAUCAGUGGCGCUCAACACUCGAAAAUUGUGGAGCAUGCACCUUCAUGUUCAAGCAAAGUUGCUCCAAGAAAUAGUUCGCUCUUUCUCUGGCACAACCUGCCAGCCCAUUCAACAUAUGUUACGGCGUAUUUGUGUUCAAUUGUGUGACCUUGCCUCACCAACUGCACUUCUGAUUAUGAGAACUGUGUUGGAUUUGAUUGUAGAAGACUUGCAAAGCACUUCAGAAGAUAAAGAAAAACAGUAUUCUAGCCAAACCGCCAGGUUGCUUGCUCUUCUUGAUGCUCUGGCUUCACACAAAGCUUGUAAAUUAGCUAUUUUGCAUCUAAUUAAUGGAACUAUUAAAGGUGAUGAAAGAUAUGCAGAGAUAUUUCAAGACCUGUUAGCUUUGGUGCGGUCUCCUGGAGAUAGUGUUAUUCGCCAACAGUGUGUUGAAUAUAUCACAUCCAUUUUGCAGUCUCUCUGUGAUCAGGACAUUGCACUUAUUUUGCCAAGCUCUUCUGAAGGUUCAAUUUCUGAACUGGAGCAGCUUUCCAAUUCUCUACCAAACAAGGAAUUGAUGGCCUCAAUCUGUGACUGUCUACUGGCCACACUAGCUAACCCUGAGAGCAGCUACAGCUGUCUACUGACAUGUGUCAGAACAAUGAUGUUUCUUGCAGAGCAUGAUUAUGGAUUGUUCCAUUUAAAAAGUUCUUUAAGGAAAAACAGUAGCGCUCUGCAUAGUUUACUGAAACGAGUGGUCAGCACAUUUAGUAAGGACACAGGAGAACUUGCAUCUUCGUUCUUGGAGUUUAUGAGACAAAUUCUAAACUCUGACACGAUGGGAUGUUGUGGAGAUGAUAGUGGUCUCAUGGAAGUAGAGGGAGCUCAUCCAUCACGGACAAUGAGUAUUAAUGCUGCAGAGUUAAAACAGCUUCUACAAAGCAAAGAAGAAAGUCCAGAAAAUUUGUUCCUUGAACUAGAGAAGCUUGUUUUGGAACAUUCAAAAGAUGACGACAAUCUGGAUUCUUUGUUGGACAAUAUAGUCGGACUUAAGCAGAUGCUGGAAUCAUCAGGUGAUCCUUUACCGCUCAGUGACCAGGAUGUAGAACCAGUACUUUCAGCUCCAGAAUCUCUCCAGAAUCUGUUUAACAAUAGGACUGCAUAUGUGCUAGCCGAUGUCAUGGAUGAUCAGUUGAAAUCUAUGUGGUUCACUCCAUUCCAGGCUGAAGAGAUUGAUACGGAUCUGGAUUUGGUAAAGGUUGACUUAAUUGAGCUCUCUGAAAAGUGCUGUAGUGAUUUUGACUUACACUCAGAAUUAGAGCGUUCAUUUUUGUCAGAACCAUCGUCUCCAGGGAGAACCAAGACUACCAAAGGAUUCAAACUUGGGAAGCACAAGCAUGAAACCUUUAUAACUUCAAGUGGAAAAUCUGAAUACAUUGAACCUGCCAAAAGAGCCCAUGUCGUGCCACCACCAAGAGGAAGAGGCAGGGGAGGAUUUGGACAGGGUAUACGACCCCACGAUAUUUUUCGUCAGAGGAAACAGAACACAAGUAGACCACCAUCUAUGCAUGUGGAUGACUUUGUUGCAGCCGAAAGUAAAGAAGUGGUCCCUCAAGAUGGAAUACCGCCACCAAAACGGCCACUCAAAGUAUCACAGAAGAUUUCUUCUCGUGGUGGAUUUUCGGGCAAUCGAGGAGGACGUGGUGCUUUUCACAGUCAGAAUAGAUUUUUCACACCACCUGCUUCAAAAGGAAACUACAGUCGUCGAGAGGGGACACGAGGCUCCAGUUGGAGUGCUCAGAAUACUCCUCGAGGAACUUACAAUGAUAGUCGUGGAGGCCAGAGCAAUUUUAACAGGGGUCCUCUUCCACCAUUAAGACCACUUAGUUCUACAGGAUAUCGCCCAAGUCCUCGUGACCGUGCUUCCAGAGGUCGUGGGGGACUUGGACCUUCCUGGGCAAGUGCAAAUAGCGGCAGUGGAGGCUCAAGAGGAAAGUUUGUUAGUGGAGGCAGUGGUAGAGGUCGUCACGUACGGUCCUUUACACGAUAAAAAUUCUUUUGGGAACAUCCUAAAUGUAUAUGAACAUUUCACAAGGACAUUAAAAAUAAAGACAUCGAAGGACCAAUUUAGACUUAGCAGUUAUCUGAAGACAUUUGAGAGAAUAUUUUUAUCUAAAGAAAGCAGAUUUUGUUUGAUACCUAAUACAAGAUUUCAAUAAAAAUCCAGACUUUUUACGUAUGUUUGUAUAUAUUUUUUCCCCUUCUUGUAUGAUUACUUAUUUAAGAAAUUCCUUAGGUAGGAAGUGAAAAACUAAAUGAUCUUUGUUUUAGUGUAUUUCUUGAUUAUACCACAGAGGUUCCCAAAGUUUCUCGGCUUAUGGAGCCCUUUAGGGUCUCAGUAAUUUUUACACUGCACACCUAGGCCAAAAGAUAUAUCUAAUACUUCUGUUUAAUAAGCAGUUUCAUCCAAACAAUAAGAAUUUAUGUCUUAACAGCUUAGCCAGUUGGAAAAGUAAUACACAUAAAUUAAAAGAACAAUUAAAUUUGUAUUUCCUUCUUACAUAACCGCUGGUAAUUGUGGACACUUCAUAACGUCUCAAACCUUGGAAUCAACAUUGGAAACUGUCAGUCUCAUUUCCUGUUACACCUUGAUUUUUGUACAGAAACCCAGCUUUGCAAAGAUAAGCUGUCAUGGAAAGGAAUAUAAUGCUGUUUAAUAUUGAAAAUAUGAACUACCUUGAGCUAGUAGUUUGAUGAUGUCCAACAGAUGUUUCCAUGUUUCCCUUAAAAAUAUCCUGUGGCACCCAUGUGAAUUUACUGGACUGCCCUGGUGCACAGUUAGGGAACAAUGACUAUACUGAAAGAAACAUGACACUUUUCUCCUUUAAGUUAGAAAUAUUUAUUUACUUUGUGUCACAGAUUUAGAUCUACUUAUACUAUUUAAUUAAAGCCUAAAAUGAGGCAUAUCCUAAUGCUGUUGUUUUAGGAAUCAGAAACAUCUAAUAAAAUCUAGACUUCUCUAUGUAGAAGUAAAGCUACUAACUGUCAAAAUAGCUGUGUUCUCCAUAAAGGGCAUUUUAACACACUGAGCCUGUAUAAUUGGCAUAAAAUACAGAGUUAUCAUAAGCAAAAAUGCAAUGUAUGAGUCUCAUUCUGCCCCUUUAUCAGUCUAUUUUGAGGAACUAUUUGUGAGUAAAUAGGAAGUUUGUUUUUAGGAAAACACCUUAAAGAAAACCUCAGUUCUUUUCCCCUGGAUAAAAAUUGACUAAGUUGGCUAAAGCUUUUGAUGUUUAAGUGAAAGGUAAAUGGAAAUAUUUUUAUAACUGCUGGCCUUGCAAAACCCAAGAUAAACCCCUUUCAAUCUUGAAAGCUAGUAGGGUCUUCCUCAAAGAUAUGUUUUUCAGAAAUAAGACAAGGAUGCCCUUUAUCACCACUGCUUUUUAACAUUGUGCUGGAAGUCCUAGCUAGAGCAGUAAGGCAAGAAAAAGAAAUAAAGGGCACACAAAUUGGUAAGAAGAAGUAAAACUAUCCCUAUUUGCAGAUGAUAUGAUACCAUACCUAGAGAACCCAAAAGACUCCACAAGAAAACCACUGGAACUAAUAGAUUCAGUAGAGUAGCAGGAUACAAGACCAACAUACAAAAAUCAGUUGGAUUCCUCUAUACCAACAAAGAGAACAUUGAAGAGGAAAUCACCAAUCAAUACCAUUUAUAGUAGCCCCCAAGAAGAUAAAAUACUUAGGAAUAAAUCUAACCAGGGAUGUAAAAGACUUGUACAAAGAAAACUACAAAACACUACUGCAAGAAACCAAAAGAGACCUACAUAAAUAGAAAAACAUACCAUGCUCAUGGAUAGGAAGACUGAGCAUUUUAAAAACAUCAGUUCUGCUCAAAGGUAUCUACAGAUAUAAUGCAAUCCCGAUCUAAAUACCAACAGCGUUCUUUAACAAGAUGUAAAAACUCAUCAUUAACUUAUAUGGAAGGGAAAGAGGUCCCCAGUAAAUAAUGCAUUAUUGAAGAAGAAGAACAAAGUAGAAGGCCUCACACUACCUGAUAUUGGAACCUACUGUACAGUCACAGUAGGAAAAACAGCUUGGUGCUGGUAUGACAGACACAGACCAAUGAAACAGAAUAGAGAACCCAGGUAUAAAUCCAACUAUGGUCAGCUGACCUUUGACAAAGGCCCAGAGUCCAUUAAAUGGGGAAAACACAGUCUCUUUAACAAAUGGUGUUGGCAAAACUGGAUGACCGUUAGUAAAAAAAAAAAAAAAAAACCCAUACC